ACGUGGCAGCGGCCCCAGCAGCAGGCUCCGCUCCGAACCCCCUGCACGCCCGGCCCGGCCCAGCCCGGCCCCAUGCGCCGCCUGCUCCUGCUCCUGCUGCUGGCGCCGCUGCGCGCCUACGAGCCGGACUGGGGGAAACUGCAGGGGCUGGCCCGGGGCAAGGUGGAGACCUGCGGAGGAUGAUGGCUCAGCCGCCUGAAGGAGGUGAAGGCCUUUGUCACCGAGGACAUCCCUCUGUACCACAACCUGGUGAUGAAGCAUCUCCCCGGAGCCGACCCUGAGCUUGUGCUGCUCAGCUUCAGAUACGAGGAGCUGGAAAGAAUUCCCCUGAGUGACAUGAGUCGGGAGGAGAUUAACCAGCUGGUGCAGGAGCUGGGAUUCUACCGCAAGGAGGCACCUGAUGCCCCAGUGCCUGAGGAGUUCCAGCUCGCCCCAGCCAGGCCUCUGCCCACCCUGCAAACGAAGGAGCAGGGCCCUGGAACACCCUCCCCACCAGCUCCCGCAGCCAAGAGCAAGCCCCCCAGGAAGCCUGACAACCAGGAACACCCAGAUCUAUAGCCAAAAGUGUGCAUGGGGGUGUGUGCCUGUGGAAUGAGUGUACAUGGGGGGGUGGGUGUGCAUGCUCGGAGUGUAUGGACUGUACACCCACCUCACUGGUAGGUGUGACACAGCUUCUGCCCCCCACAAUAUGUUCUGUACCAGCCCUGGGUCAGCUGCCCAGCCCCAUGGCUGUUAACAGGCAGUCCCGUGGCACCCAGACCAACCUGCUAGUGCUUCUGUGCUGUGCAUCAGUGCCCCCUGCCUGCAGGGACAGAAUGAAGCCCUCAGCUGAAAGCUCUGGGUGCUGAGGGUGGAUGAGCUGAGUCCCAGAGGGCCCGGGGUCGCUGCAUGCUGGGCAGCAUGGGCAGGCUCCCUGCCAUCUGUGCUGUGGUCCAAGGGCUUGUGUCCAGAGCUGGAAUAAAGGCCCCUUCACCCCA
Molecule: messenger RNA, 977 nt
Organism: Caretta caretta (loggerhead turtle)
Lineage: Eukaryota; Metazoa; Chordata; Testudines; Cheloniidae
Gene: SELENOM
Product: selenoprotein M
Cellular component (GO): endoplasmic reticulum lumen
Molecular function (GO): oxidoreductase activity
Source: RefSeq, a predicted model, not a curated record